AUGAAUGCUGUGUGCCUUAAAACGGCUCUCAACUUAUUUCAUUCAUUUAAACACAGAACAUUACGUAACAAGGAAGUCAGUCACAAAAUACUUGCCUAUAGGUCGACUGAGAUAUUGACAAAUAUAAACCUAUUUGGACAUUUUUCGAAAGAACGGACUGACGGGCAAGGCGGUUCCUUGCCGAUACCUAGCUUGGAGUAUCCUAGAAGCACAGAUGAAGAAAUAAUAAAUGCCGAACAAGGUGGGAAUCAAGUAGUCGUCGUAAGGUGGCUGUCAGUGGUUCCACUACCUGCCAUGCCAGUUGAGAGUGCGUUCCGCGAAAGAGAGAGCACCAUGCCAUAUAUGGUUGUAUCUGGUUCGAGUGUAAACAACCGUAUCGGCAUGGGACGGAUCGGAACAACUACCUUUCUGUUCAACAGAAAGACUUGACUGCUACUCGUAGUCAUCAAAAACAAAGUGUGUUGUCUUCAGUUUUAUAAGCAAAUAAGUAGCGUAUGAUACUGCCAAGUCAACAUUUAUCAAAUUAACUGAGACUUAAUGACAUCACGGGAAUACUGGAUUGUGUAAUUGAAUUAUCAAUUGUCUAACACAAGUGUUAUUUCUAUACUUUGGUAUGCGUUAUAAUAAACAUACAUUUUAGAUUAAUUAAGAAGCAUAAAGUUUAUAUGUGUUUUACCUAGAUACCAUCACAUUGUAUACUAUUCUACAUAGUAAUAAGGGUAUAAUUUUUAUCAUUAUUACUUUUUUCAUCAAUAAGUUAUUGUGUUCAAUGCCAGUAAGCUUUCAAUGAAUUAUACAUUUAAGAUAAUUCAAUCGACUCAUUGUAUUAGACAAGUUUGUACAACUGUUGGUUAUAAAUGGUGAAAUAAAAUUCAGUUAUGCUUAGUUUUGAUUAACUAAUUAUGUACUAUUGUUCAAAGUAUUUUCCUCCUUUUGAAUUAUACACUUUAGGACCAUUCAGUGGACGUUCACACUAAAUGUAAAAGUGUUUAUUAUGAAGGGGAAAUAAACUUGCAUUUAAAAUAUGAA
This is a messenger RNA of Mya arenaria, 1029 nucleotides long. RefSeq lists its product as uncharacterized. The transcript is spliced from 6 exons. The coding region runs from base 1 to 429 and encodes 142 amino acids. The record is from RefSeq and is a predicted model, not a curated record. NCBI's taxonomy places the organism in Eukaryota, Metazoa, Mollusca, Bivalvia, Myida, Myidae.